Fusarium sp. VM40 is the source of this 753-nucleotide messenger RNA. NCBI's taxonomy places the organism in Eukaryota, Fungi, Ascomycota, Sordariomycetes, Hypocreales, Nectriaceae. The record is from the annotation of a GenBank genome assembly.
AUGGCGAACACUCUAGUUACUGGUGCAAACCGUGGAAUUGGCUAUGCCAUUGUACAAGCCAUCGCUACCCGUCUACCGUCAUCCAAUAUUAUCCUUGGAUGCCGAAGUAAGGACGCAGCACAAGAAGCAAUUCAGUCACUUCGUGAAACUGGCGUGACGGCCCAGCUUGACUAUGUUGAGAUCGAUAUUGAGAGCGAUGCCUCAAUUGAAGCGGCGGCAGUGUGGUUAGAACAAAUGUAUGGGAAGUUGGAUGUUUUAAUCAACAACGCUGGCAAAGUUCAAGGGCGAGUGUCAGAUAAACUAUCAGAUAUCCGAGUCGCAUCUAAUUCCUGCUACAAUAACCUCAUCACGUCGAACACAGUCGUCAUUCAUGCCUUCAGUAAACUACUUAGGAACAGUCCCUGGCCAAGAGUCAUCAUGGUUUCUAGUGCACGUGGAAGUAUGACUAGAACAACCAACAAGGAGCUACCUCCCGUUGCCAACAUCGACUACUGUGUCUCGAAAGCCGGCCUCAACAUGCUCUUGCUCCAUUUGCAAAUUGCCGAGAAUCACAGAGAGGGGCAGGCUGGGAUAACAUUCUGGGCUGUUAGCCCGGGCCAUUGUAAGACAGCGUUUAAUGGCUACAGGGGUAAGAAAGAUCCCAUUGAGGGGGCUGAGUCUGUAUUAAGAUUACUUGAGUCGACGAAGGGUGACAUUGACGGGGGAACAUUCUGGGAGUAUGAGAAUGGCGAUUUUCAACAGGUGCCUUGGUAG